Suillus clintonianus is the source of this 2296-nucleotide messenger RNA. RefSeq lists its product as uncharacterized. The record is from RefSeq and is a predicted model, not a curated record. NCBI's taxonomy places the organism in Eukaryota, Fungi, Basidiomycota, Agaricomycetes, Boletales, Suillaceae. The transcript is spliced from 5 exons. The coding region runs from base 1 to 1812 and encodes 603 amino acids.
AUGUCCUGGGAACCACAGGUCAGCAUCAAAGGUCCCACACUGCCUAAUACACCUCUCGCCGCGUGGUUGGAGCGCUUGAACGCUCGUAUUCGCCUCACCUAUCCCGUCAGCUCGAUCGUGAUCUGUGCUGUAGAUGCAUGCGACUGGCCUUAUGAACCCGCGCAUGCUCCCCGGGGUAAGCUUCAUUUCCCCGCUUCUUCGCUCUUCACCUCCUUCCUUUCUCAGAACCUGGCGAUGGAUCUAGACUAUUCGACUUUUUCCAUCAGACAUGCCCUAGGUUCUCAGGCGGGUUUCACGCAGUGUUCUUCGAUGACUACCCGCGUUGUUCCACAAGGAUGCACAUUUGCGGAGCCAGAAGCCUUUCUAUCACGCAAUCAGGAGGAUGCAACGCAAAAUUUGGAUGACGUCGAUGCCAUGAGUUAUUCAAUGCAUCAUUCCUUCAAUACAAAUCCACAACAUGCACAUUCCAUUUAUCCGCCACUUUCAUUUCCAAACACGUUCGAGGAUUGUGUUCCUUCCCACCCCGGCUUCGCAGUUCAAAAUACGUCAUCUGCUCAUGUCUAUCAGGAACACAACCUCCAAGAUCCGUUGAUCGCAUGGGCUGCAAGCCAUCAGCCCCUGCUGCCUGAUCUGGCAAAUCCUUCCUCGGAGAUAACCUUGGCACCUGGGGCACAGUGGUCUGAGGUCCAGCCCAUCGAAGCUGCCAAAUUCUCGAGGACUGCAGGUCAGGGCCAUCAAUGUGACGCACUAUCCUUGGACAUCACCAUCCCUCAUUUCUACUCAAACCCCGACGAUAAAAACGAGCUCACACAUCCUACAUCGCCCCCCUUUUCUCUGGAUAGCAUCGACAGUACGCGUCCCCCUUGGUUUUACCAGCAUCCUGAACUACGCUAUCCUCAUGUUCCUGCGGUGUUUUUCCCUGUUGCUGACUACUGCUCGUCUCCCGGAUCUUAUGUCCUUCCUGCCCAGGAAGACAUCUCGUCGCAGUUGAACGCUCAUGAAGGCCAGCAGCUUGGUGUCUCUCGCGGGACCGCUGGAUUACCCCGGCCAUCAUAUUAUAUCAGGUCGUCCACCCAGCCACCACCCCACUCUUAUUCAGCAGAUCCCCCGCUACGCGGGGGUACGGGGAAACGAUUGAGGAGAACGUCCUCAGAUUCCAACCUUGCAGAUCGGGAUACCACGAUAGCUGCACCGCCUCAGGCACGCAAUUCCCGCUCAGAAUCUGGGAUUAAACGUGCAGUCACAGUACCGCAUGGUGCUCAGCCACCUGCGCAUCUCCGUGUUCAUCACGUUAAUGUUGCUCCCCUCGUGGAAAUAUCUCGCCUUCAAUCAUCAGUGCCACAAAAGGUGGAUUGCGAUGGCCGCCUAGUUGACGAGUCUACCAUGCGGAACCACGGACGACCUCUACUGCACGUCUACAAAUGCCAAUGGGACACGAACCACUCCCCCUGCGGUAUGCAUAUCGAAGGGGACCAGCCAAGCGUCACAGACCAUCUCGUCAGGUUCCAUGGUUUCACGGGUGGUGAAGGGGAUACCGCCUGUCUCUGGGGUGGUUGUGUUUCAAAAAAGCGCGCCGCGAUGAAGGGUACGAGUAUAGCUCGUCACCUCGUCACUCAUAUCGGCUACAAAAUCAAAUGCACCGCCUGCAACGUCGACUAUGCGCGGGAAGAUGCAUGCAGGAGAAGUCACGCCAAUGCGAGAUCAGAGUGCCAGACGAUGCAAAUAGCCCCUGUCCACGGUCCUGGGGUUAUUGCGCUGAAGGUUCGAAACUGUGAGCCCGCGACUAAGAAGAGACGUGUCGCGGAUGCCUAAAUCCAAAAUUCUAUUCGUCGUCACCUUCAUACCUAAUUCAUCCAUAAUAUGCGACUUUUUCUCUCUCAGUCUUCAAUUUCCACAUAGAUUCCAGGGUUCGUGUAUCUAUCCUCUUCUCAAACCUCAUCAUAGAGCCAGUCCUAUAAUUUAUUGAUAUUUCAAGUUAUCGAGAUACCUCUGUAGUCCAUUCGUAGCCUCCAUGUUUCGAUUCCCAAGUUGUAUGCAUCUCACUGGGCCCAUUUAGGAUAUUGUAGCCUCAUCUAGUACUGGUAGUCAUGUAGACGUCGACUCGUCACUUAUCCUUAUCAUUCUAACGCAUUUUCAUAAUCAAGCUAUGCUUAGACUGAAAGACCAAUGCAAUUUUCGACUGCGCAAGGAUCAGACACGCUCUGGCGCAACUCUCAUGCCACUCCUGUGACACUACCUCGUCAAGCCUCCCACAUGCCGCGUCAGCACACCCAGGUUACGGUACGCUUGGUGGAAC